AUGACGACAGCACAAGACGAAUACAACGAGCUCUUCCGCGACAAGUCUCGUCGCACCCAACACCCCGAAGACGACAACGACUCGAUUCCCUCAGAAAACGACGACCUCUUGUCCGACUUUGACGACGAACCUUCAGCUCUCCCCAACCUCCCCUCUAGAGAUCACGUUCCGCGAAACAAGUCAUACUCCAACACAGGUCCUAAGGGUGUCAUCGCAGAUGCGCAAGCAUUUGAAGCUGCGCGACGAGAGCGCAACUCAUCGCCAAAAGCUGGAACACAAAACUACGAGUACGCUCCAAACGUGGCACAGCUGAGUCUGGAUGGAAGAAGCAAGGGCAGCCAAAGCGGAAGCGACAUCGAGAGUGAAGACGAGUUCAUGGCCGAGUGGAGACAAAAGAGGCUUAACCAGCUAUCAGCAAAUGGCCGCCAGGCCAGCAACAGCAUCGGCCAGCCACGCAGCCGCGCUACUUAUGGUGGUCUUGUCUCAGUCGACGGCGAGGGCUUCCUGGAUGCUGUGGAUCGCAGUCCUUCGAACACUGUCGUUAUCGUCUUUAUCUACGACGACUCAUCAGAGGUCAGCUAUAUGGUCGAGGAUUGCAUGCGUCAACUAGCUCGCAAGCACAAAACUACUCGCUUUGUCAAGCUGCACUACCUUGAUGCUGAGAUGGAGCCUGCCGGUGUGCCUGCUGUUCUGGCGUACCGCGGCGGCGACAAGUUUGCAGGUCUCGUGCCUGUUGUCGACGAGAUUCCUGAUGAUGCUGAACUCAGUGCCAUCAGCCUUGAGCACCUUUUCCAGAAACACCAGAUUUUGUAA
Messenger RNA from Aureobasidium pullulans EXF-150, 813 nucleotides. RefSeq names its product thioredoxin-like protein. Gene Ontology annotation, biological process: regulation of G protein-coupled receptor signaling pathway. The transcript has 2 exons. The record is from RefSeq and is a predicted model, not a curated record. Lineage: Eukaryota; Fungi; Ascomycota; Dothideomycetes; Dothideales; Saccotheciaceae. The coding region runs from base 1 to 813 and encodes 270 amino acids.